AUGUCAUCUUCAGCUACUACUGCCGUAUCUCCUGUAUUAAUGGAAACUACUACCUCUCAAAUGGGUAAUCUCAGUCUUAUGGGCAACUCUGGUGUCCCACUUGGAGACAUUAGACAACAGCCCCCUCUUGUCAUAGAGUCUUUCAAGAUUAUGGACAUUUUCUCUCAACUCUACAACGCAAAGGAUUUCAACUCGAUCGACACCUUAUUGAAUACUGGUCGUGUUAGCGUCAACUCUCAAAACCAACAAGGUUUGUCGUUGUUGCAACUCGCCGUAUCCGAUAACAACAUGGUCUAUGUUCAGUAUCUUUUGUUUAAGGGUGCCAACCCAAACAUCACCGAUAUCAACCAAUCCACCCCACUCCACACUGCCAGUUCAAUGGGCAACAUCAACAUGCAACAAUUACUUUUACAAGCUGGUGCUAUUGUCGACGUACAGGAUCAAGAAGGUGAAACGCCAUCUUACUACUCUGUUCGUGAGCAAAAACAUGCUUCACUCUUGUUACUCAUCAAGAAUGGAGCAAAUGUCAAUGCCACCAACGAGGAUAGUGAGACAUUGUUGCAUCUCGCCAGUCAGCUGGGAGAUCUUUCGAGUGUUCAGAUUCUUGUUCAAAGUGGUGCCAAUCUCAAGUUGGUCGACUCUGAUGGUGUUACGGCGAUUCAAGAAGCAAAGGACAAUGGUCACAACCAAGUUGCCGAUUAUCUUUUACAGUGUGUUCGCAACAGUGGUUUUGUUGGGGAUUCCCAACAACAACAACAACAGUUCCCAUUCAAAUCAUACAAUGAUCUUCAUUUUGGUACAAAUAAUAAUAUCAAUCAAUCUUAUUUUAAUAAUCAACAAACCAACAAGGUUUAG
Molecule: messenger RNA, 855 nt
Organism: Cavenderia fasciculata
Lineage: Eukaryota; Evosea; Eumycetozoa; Acytosteliales; Cavenderiaceae
Product: ankyrin repeat-containing protein
Exons: 1
Coding region: 1-855 (284 amino acids)
Molecular function (GO): protein binding
Source: RefSeq, a predicted model, not a curated record